Molecule: messenger RNA, 6225 nt
Organism: Xyrauchen texanus (razorback sucker)
Lineage: Eukaryota; Metazoa; Chordata; Actinopteri; Cypriniformes; Catostomidae
Product: centromere protein F-like
Exons: 17
Coding region: 224-5416 (1730 amino acids)
Biological process (GO): metaphase chromosome alignment; mitotic cell cycle; regulation of G2/M transition of mitotic cell cycle
Cellular component (GO): nucleus; spindle pole; chromosome, centromeric region
Molecular function (GO): microtubule binding; dynein complex binding
Source: RefSeq, a predicted model, not a curated record
UCGCAAGACACGGUGGCAGCGUGCGCUCUGUUUUGACCGUAUAAAAUAACGACAGUCUGGAAAAACCGUUUAACGGUCAAACUCAGACAUAAAGAUUGUUCGUCAUCUAAUAAUAGUCUACACAAAAUAACUCGGAAAAUAGUACCGCAUUGGAAGAUGACCAGUGUGCAUUCUGGUCGAUCUCUCUGAAGCAUCAUUUAGUGGUUUGUAAGUGUGUGUGGUGAUGAGCUGGGCCGGGGAAGACUGGACCGUGGGUCUGAGCGGUCAGGUCCUGCAGAAGGUGAAACAGCUUCAGUCUCAGAAUGAGAAGCUGAAUAAGGAAAGACAGCAGAGACAACUGCAGCUGGAUAACUCAGAGAUAGCUCUGCACAGACAGAAACAGAAGUAUGCGGACGUGCGUGUGGAGCUGGUUGCGCUUCAGAGGGAGCUGGGAGGAGUGCGUGAGGCAGCGCAUGCAGAUGUGCAGGCCAGAGACCGUCUGGUUCAUGAGGUGCAGGUCAAAACGAGUCAAGUGCACUCGCUGGAGGGCCAACUCGAAUCUGCCAAAAACCUGACACAAAGCCUCACACAGGAGAUCAAACAGCUUGAGGCUGAGCUGGAGAAGCUGCAGAAGGGAAAUGGCUCUGGGGACUCCAUGUUGUUUUCCACACCUUGUUGGAACAUGAGCUCUCCCCGGGAUCACAAUGAUGGUUUCAGAGUGGAGAGUGAAAUCAAAUCGCAGCAUGUCAGACAGCAGCUGCAGUUUGGAGACAUCCCAAAGCCCUCAGUGAGUGCGGCAUUCUCCCCGUUUCCACAGCAACCACACAAAUCCCCACCUCUUCGGCAGCAUGUCCACCAAUCAGAACCAUCCACCUCCUCUUCUGUAUUUCCAUGGGAACGUGAGGAUGUGCGGUCUUCUCCCAAAGGACGACCAGCUUCCUGUGUUUCCUCCAGUGAUGUCAUAAUGAAGAACAAUGACUCUGGGAUAGAAGAGGCCUUGAGGAAAGAGAUAGAUGACCUGCGUGUGCGUGUGUCAGAACUGAAGCGUGAGGCUCAGCUGGACUCUGAGCGUUUGAAGGAGGUGGAGUCUCAUCUGACUCAGACUCACAGAGAGAUCAGCACUAAAGAACAGACUCUAACACGCACCCAAGACCAGCUGACCCGUGCACAGACCCGUAUCACACAGGAGAAUGACCGGGCCCAGACUGCUGAGCAGAAAGUGAAGCAGCUUCAGGAGGAGUUGAAGUGUCAGAGGCAGAAUGCUGAAUCCAUCCGCUGCAAUGCAGAACAGCGCAGGAAAGACGUGGAGAGAGAUCACCAGAGGGAGCUGUUGGAGCUGCAGAGAGAAAGACAGACUCUGGAGAGACAACAUCAGCAGGAGAGCAACAGACUUAACCAGGAGAUCCAACAGGCCAGAACAUUGCACAACACACUGCAGGCUCAGUACGACAAGGUUUGUUUGCAGAAGCAGGGUUUGGAGAGAGAUCUAUUGGAAGUAAGAGGAACACUGAAGAACACGGAGACUGACCUGAGAGAGAGUCAGAAAAGAGAGACACAGACAGAGGCCAAACUCACGGAGGCACUGAGGGAGAGUGAGAGUCUCACUGUGUCUCUGGGGCAGAUGAAGAAACAGGAGAAAGCUCUGCAGGAGGAGGUGAAAAGACUGACUGAGGAGCUUGCUGAGGCCCUCAAGCUUAUUAAAGAACUGCAGGCUCAGCUGGCUGCUGCUCCUCCAGCAGUGUCUGUUUCUCACAUCAGCUCUGUAGGAGACUGCUUCUCGCCCUCCAUUUCACUCCACCGUGACCGCUCUCCUCCAUACCAACACUCCACUCAGAAAAAGAGAGCUCUAAAAACAGGGAGAACUAGAGAAGAGGAGAGUAAGAAGUACCCCUCAGGCAGAGAACCAGGAGAGGGCAUCGAUUCUGAGCACAUUGGGAACUUUGAUUCUGAGGAGUCAAGAAAAAGAGUCAUAACACAUCAAAGUGGAUCUCUAAGAAUGAGUGAAGCUGAUGUGGACAUCUCUGUUACAGAACAAGAGACCGGCAUAUCAUUUACGUCUGGUUCAAUUAAUGCCACAAUGACUAAAAGUGAAUCAGACACCUCUUGCAACCUACUGACAGAUGUUGGAAAUGCCACCUCAGGUAACCCAGAAAAAUGUGACCCCACGUCUCAAAAAAAUCUAAAGAAGGAGAAUGCAGAGCUUCGUGAUGAACUUAGAGAGGUUAAAUAUGAGCUUCAGAAGCGACUUGAGGACCUCGAGUCUCAGAGGAGGGCAGAAACGGAGGCAAGGACUAAACUGAAACAGCUGAGCCGCAAACACUCGACCCAGACAGAGCAGCAACGCGACAAAACUCUUGAGCUCAAAGAGAGCAUCUGCAAACUGGAGACCCAACUGGAGCAAGAGAAGAAAGAGACCACAAAACUGAGAGAAUCUCUUGAUGUGUUCGAAAGAGAAGCUGAGAAGAGACUGGAAGAGAAUGAGAAAGAUGAUAAAGAGUCUACAAGGCUGAAGGAAGUCUUGGCUGAGAUGGAGAAAAAGGAGACAGCCAUGAAGGAAGAGAUGGUGGGAAUGAAAAAAGAGCUAGAAGACCUUCAGCUCAAGCUUGCACAGGAACGGGAGGAAAGAGAGCUUGAGAGAGAAGAGAAGAAGCAGCAAAUCAGAAAAGAAGAGAUGGAAGGAUUGAAGAUUGCACGGCUUCAAGAAGAGCUGGACAAUCUUCGCAAGUCUGCGAGUUUAGAAGAGAAGAUAUCAAAAGACAAUCUUCCUGUGACAUAUUUACAACUAGAAUGCCACAUAAGCACUGAUAAGAUAGCUCUUGUAGAAAAUGAAAAUGAUUUGCAAGAGUCCAUAUGUGACUCUGUGAACCUUCAGAACACUUUGGUCCGCAAAGAAACCAGAACAAUGCAAGUGAUUACGGAUCUUGGACAACCAGGGACAACCACACAGAGCAGGACAUCAACCACUGAAAUAAGAGGGACAGAAGCUUCAGAAAUGGACAGCACUACUGUUUUAGUUUUGGAGGUAGAGUGCUUGAAGGGGGCAAGAGACCGGGAGGCAGAAAAGGCAAAGCUAGCCCAAGGAAAGCUGGAAGUCCUUCAGAAGCAAGUGACCAAAGAGACCAAGCUUCUGACCCAAGCUUUUGAAAGCCAAAGCAGACAUAUUGAGAACCUACUCGGAGAGCUGCAUCAUAAAGAGUGCACCCUCCAGAGGAAGUGCGAGGAACUGCAAAAAUGUCAAGAGAAAAUCUGUCUUCUAGAAGAAGAAACGCAUACUAGGGAGGACAUCAUCCUCAAUAAGGCCUCUACACAUCCUGAAACAUCAAUAGAGAUCUCAAGAGAACUUAGUUGUGAUUCCGUCUUCAGCAACACAAGCAUUAGCGACCAUGACAUUUUUAAUGACGAUAUGUCAAACAUUUUGAAGGUCUUGCAGCCUAGUGUGCAGCUGCCUGUUGAACACUCCGUUAAUGAAACCAUUGAAGAAACCAACAUUAGUGAUAUAUCUCAUAAGCUGCAAGUAGUGACUGAAGUUUCCAAGCUGCAUGAAUUAUGUAUCACUUCAGACAUACAUUCUGGAAAUGCUCCAAAUUCUGAAGCACAUGCUCUUUCUGAGAUACUUGAUAAGAACGCAAAGGAAUCGGAGUACUCCACUGUAGCAAGUUCUCACUUGCAAACUGAACAGUCGGGAGUACUGAACUUUCAACAUGACAUUCCAGAACACAACACAGAUGAUGUCAGUGAGCUGGAAAGGGUAACAAAGCAAUUACAAGAUGCUCAGCUUCAACUGAAUGUGUUGAAGGCUCAGAAUGGUGAGCUUGCUCUUGAGGGAGGCGUGGCAAAAGAAGAACUGCUGUCCAUUAGACAAGAAAAUGAAGGGUUAAGAUUGAAACUAAGACACAUGGACAAAGACAAUAUCUCUGAACAAAAUGCUGCCUUGUCUUUGAUCAAAACUAAAAACAAUGGUCCGUCAGGAACAAAAACAGAUGGAAAACAAAACAGCGCCCCCUUAGGACAGGAGGAGUCUGUUGAACUUGAUGAAAACUUUAAAGAUGGAGAUAUGGAAGGCAAAGAGGAGAGUACAAGAUGUGAAUAUGACUGCUCAUCUAAAGCAGAGGUUGACUCUCUUCAGGAGCAGAUACAAGCACUACAAGCUCAGAUCCAGCACCUCUCUGAGCAGAACAAAAAACAAGCUGAGGAACUAGAAUUCUGGAAUAACUCAGUCAUGGGAAAAACAGUGGGCAGCAACUCCUCCACCGUCGUACUUAAAGAUUUUGAGAUAUUCCUCCCCUGCAGACCCACCGAGCUACAGAUGCAGUCCCAACAGACUAGGACCAUGAUGCACCAGUGCACUGUCACAGACAUGACAUAUCAGUGUGGACUAGAGGAACGGAAUGAGCAGACCAACUUGGGGGAACAUGUGUUGCCUGAAACGCAUAUGGUGAAUGACGUGAGUGAAUCUCGGGGACCUGCUGAGGACCUCAUGACUGUAAAUGAGAAGGUAAUGACGAAAGAAAAUGCUCAACAGAGCAACAAUGUUGACCAUGGUAACGAAUGUCCUCCAGUCUGUGUCUCAGAUAUACUGACUAGUAACACUAAAGACAAACAGUCACUUCAUCAGACCAAAUUAACAGAUAAUGAUGAUUCAGAGAUGCAGAGGACUGCCUCAAUGUCUCAGAAUCAGACCAAAUCAGGUGCACCUGGAGAAAACAGCCAAAUAGAUGCCUUAAUCGAUGUUCUGUUCUCAACCAAAGUAAUCAUCUCAAAGCCAACCACAGAGUCCCAUGGGCCUAAAAAUGCCCAGAUUUCUGGCCAUAAUGAGGUUGAAACUAUGGAAACUGCUGCUUUUGAUCAACAAGGCCAUUGUUGUGGAGACACAACAGAUCAACAGAACAAAUAUCACACUACUGUAGAAGUUUCGGUACGAAGCAAGAACGACUCUAACGCUGCUCAGGGUCAAAGGGUAGAGGUCAGCAAUGUCACUGGAUAUCCUAACAGAAUGGAAGUCAGGGAGGUCCAGGGUGUGUCCACUCAGACAGAGGAGAGCAGACAGCCUCUAGAGAAGCGACCUCUCCUCCAUGCCAGCACACAGACAGAUGGUGUAGAGCUAGAGACCGAGGAAGAUUUUAAAGAGCCUGCAGACUCUCCCCCCCUGCCAUCUGUUACAGACAAACUGCUGUUGUCCAAGGUGUUCCCUAUGAGUAACCCAGCUCACCUCGCAGAACGCAUCCGACAAAACCGCAGCCGCAUGUCUGCUGCUCACGAUGAUACAGAAUACGAGCCGUACGGUCUACCAGAGGUUGUUAUGAAAGGAUUUGCUGAUAUCCCCAGUGGGCCAGCUUGUCCAUACGUCCUGCGUAGAGGUCUACUGGGUACUGAUGCGAUGCCCCUCCCACGCAGAGAGGCCACACCCGAGGAGGAAGAUGAAGACAUUGAGCCAUAGUACUCUCACGCACCUAUACAGCAUAGGCUCUUCUGUUGGAAUUAAAGGAAUUUUACUUCCUCUUUAAGUGUCAACAGUACCUCCUCUGCACAUCGUGGGACACUUAUGAUAAUCUUUGGGCUGAAUCAAAUGGUUUAGAAUUUAAAGGCUUUAAUGCUUUUUUUUUUUUUAACUUGCUUUAAAGAAAUGCCUUAUUGUGAAUAUUGAUGUCAUAUAUAGUUUUGUUUGAGUACUGGAGGCAAAUUUGCUUAGAUACUGAUGUAAUAUAUUUUUGUUUGUAUAGAGAUGGUGUCAGCCUCUGUUUUAUAAGACUUGAAGUUUGUGAAUUGCCUUAUUUAUUGACAGACACUCCUUGUAGAUUUUCCUUUAUGCACUACUCUGUGAGUGUGUGUGUGUGUGUGCGUGGUAAGAGUCAGAUCACCAUGAGCCUGUUUCCAAUCCUUGUAUGGUGAUUCACUGUGAAAGACCGUUUCUCUCUCUCUAUUUGUGUCUCUGUCUAACAACUUUCUAACGCACAGUGGAGUAUUUAUAUUAUCUGGCCCUUUGUAAUAAAGCAUGGGAGGAAUGGAUGCACUGUUGAUUAGAUUAAUUUAUUUAAAUUGAGUGUAUGUGUGUCCAUGUGUUUUAUGCUUUCUGUUUGUGUGUGUUGUCUACACAUUUGCUACAAUGCAUGUUUCUUCUAAAUGUGAAAUGAUUUUUAGAUGGGUAUGUUUACAUUAUUAAACUUUGUUAGUGAAAUACAUAUGUUGCUUUGUACUUUAAGAUUUGCAUUCUGGAAAACUGUGUCUGCCUUAUCUGAAAAAAUACGU